GAGAUCCGGAUCUGCGAGGAUGCCAGGGACGUUGCGGAGCUUUCCAGCGGAGCGACGUGUCCCGUGCAGGUGCAGACUUUACAGCUGGAUGUAGCGCUCUUUGGGCAGGAGUCGGGCAGUCUGCGCACGCCCUUGAACGCGAAGGCGGCUGCCUUUGUCCCAAGAGUGGUGUACGAUCAAAUGGGCUCGAGCGCCGACCAGCGGACCACGGUAUUGAUGCGCAAUCUGCCCACCACUCUCAUCCGUGACGAGCUGGUCGAUCUGGUUAACAGCAAGGGCUUCGCGGAGCAGUUCGACUUCUUGUAUCCUCCCACGAACUUCGCAUCUGCGAGCAAUUUCGGAUAUGCGUUUGUGAAUUGCCUGCUGGAGACCGCGUCCGACCCGUUCAGGGACACGCGCAGUGCGGGGCCUCGUCUGACGAGGUGCCAGCUCAUCGAUAUGCAGAUUCAUCUCGUCUUCGGCGAGGACUUCUACCUCAGCGUGUCUCUGCAUGUCUGCUAUGCGGAGCCUCUGCAGAUCCUGUGCUGGGUGUUCGUCGUGAUGACGACCGUCGUGCUGUUCUACCUGGCCUGGGCCGCCAAGGCCAAGGAAAAGGAGCUGCUGCAGGGCUUGCAGGCCCUGUUGGCCAAGCGCAAGAGGGCCCAGCGUGAGCGCAAGAAGGAGGCGUCCGCCUUCACGCCCACGACGCUGGUGGAUGACCACUGGCACGGCAAGCUCUUGACGGAUGCAUUCAAUGAGUUGUUCACGAUUAAGAAGAAACAACAUUUUGUCGUGGGUGUAGUCAGUCAUUAUCCUGAUGGACUUUUGGGCUAUCAGCUCCCUGAGGGCGCAGCGGUCACUGUGGUCCUGAACAGGCAGCUUGAUGGAUCAGUCCCAAUUCGUGCACCUGCUCUGGGCUCGAAAGCAGUCCUACGGGUGACGCCCCUUUUUGUCCGACAGUUUGGUGCCACGACUCCCCAUCUCAAGUGGGAGCCUCAGGCGGGGAAGGCCCUGCCGACGGCACAGGCUACGAAGGUGCUGCGGUUGGCUUGCUUCCAGGACCUCGUCACACGUGCCACGUGGAAGAAGCACAGCUCCAAUUUUAAAGUUGCGGCGACGGAUUGGCUACGGACGCUACACCUACCUCAGGAUGCAGCUGUUGAUCUCUUCAGCCCGCGACGUUCUGAAGACGGGGAGAUCAUCUCUAUCAAUGUCCGCAUGUUAGCGCAGCAUGUCUCUACUGUGGAGGCGGCACCGGCCUCGCUGGUAUUCUCUGUCGCCUUCUUCCUCAAGAUGGUGCUCCUCCGCCCCCAGUUGGGCAAAUCAAGUGGGUCAAGCGUCUCGACGGGGAAGCUGGUCCUGAUCUUCUUGCCCGCGCUCGUGGGCUGGCAGAGCAGGCAGCACAUCGAAAAAGUUGAUCCUUGUCAUCAGUGCGCCUUGGACUCUGGCAAGCACCUGCGUGACUGGUCCUUCAAGGGCGGUGGUCGCCUUGGGCUCGGGUGGAGCCCCUACUGCUACGUUGCGGGCGAGGGCGGUGACGACGCGGUCUGCUACGCUCGCGCCUCGGCCCCCCGUCUCUUGGCGGCAGGCGCCAGGCGUAGGUUCGACGGUUCCCUCGCGCUUGAGUCGCAGCACACCUUGACCUGGGAUAUUGGUGACUUUAACGAAAGCCUGUGGCUAUGGGCGAGUGGUCUGCUGCCGCGGUCUCCUCCUUCGAACGUGCUCUACCUCAUGAUAUUGAUCUGGCCUGGCGGAUUUGGCAAGAUGCAGCUGGUGCUCCACAGCUGUCCCGAGAUCCUCUGGCACGUGCAGACGGAGCUCGCGAAGGCAAGGUUCGGCUCAUUGCCGCCACGCCAUAUUCCUUCUAUGGAUCUCGAGAAGUGCUUCGACAGGCUGGACUUGCCGAACCUGGAGUUGAUUGCGUUGGCGCAUUCCCGGCUCGUGCGAGCAUUGUUCAACACCUCCCUGUGGUCCAACGUGGUGCUGCCGUUGCUGACGCAGUUGCUGCCCUUUGGGCUGAAGGAGGCUACGCACUGA
Prorocentrum cordatum is the source of this 2016-nucleotide messenger RNA. NCBI's taxonomy places the organism in Eukaryota, Dinophyceae, Prorocentrales, Prorocentraceae. The record is from the annotation of a GenBank genome assembly.